Molecule: messenger RNA, 2261 nt
Organism: Symsagittifera roscoffensis
Lineage: Eukaryota; Metazoa; Xenacoelomorpha; Acoela; Convolutidae
Exons: 3
Coding region: 57-2183 (708 amino acids)
Molecular function (GO): pseudouridylate synthase activity
Source: RefSeq, a predicted model, not a curated record
UUGCAUUAUUAGAGUCAGACUACAAUUAUAAAUUAUUGUGACUUUCGCAUACAGUCAUGCAAUACCUUAACUCCAGCAAACUAUUAACCAGAUAUCUGUUUUCAAAACGCACUGCAAAUUAUGCCCAGAUGAGAUUUAGUUCCAAGAUGUCUUCUGAUUUUGUCAAAGUAUCUCCAGAUGUUCAGGAUGCUGUUGCCAGAGGAAGAGCAGUGGUAGCUCUAGAAAGCACCAUUUUAACACAUGGUUUGCCCAUAGGUACCAAUUUGAAGGCUGCCAAACAUCUCGAGUCUCUUUGUGACAAUUGUGGAGUUUUGGGAUCCACCGUAGGAGUGAUUGAUGGACAACUAAAGGUUGGACUAACUGAAGAAGAGCUGACUUUCUUAUGCAGUGGUGAUCCACAUCUCAAAAAGAUUUCGAGGCGGGACCUUCCGAACGUCUUCGCCAAUAGCCAAUCAGGAGGCACCACCGUUUCCUCAACUCUCAUUGGUUGUCAUGCGGCAUCGAUUCCAAUUUUUGCCACUGGAGGGCUAGGUGGCGUACAUAGACAUGUCGAGAAAUCGUGGGACAUCAGCGCUGACUUGGAAGAAAUUUCUCAUACUCCCGUAGCUGUGGUUUGUUCAGGUGUCAAAAGUAUCCUGGAUAUUCCGAAAACCUUACAAUUUCUCGAAACGAAAGGAGUAAACGUGGUAUCAUUUAAAUCAGAAUAUUUCCCUACUUUUUUUUCUAACUCUACCGAAAUAAAAUCGCCUUUCAAGUGCCAAGACUUAGAUGAAUUGACUAGAUUGUUGUUAUUUGUCAGAAAGAGUAGUUUGAACAGCGGUUUAAUUAUUGCAAACCCGCUGCCUGAAAAUUUAUUGGUUGAUUCUGGAAUGAUUGAAGAAGCGAUACAAGAAUCGAUAGAAACUGCGGACAAAUUGGGAAUCAGCGGAAAAGAUUUCACUCCUUUUGUUUUGGAUAAGGUUCGCAAACUAACUGAUGGUAAAAGUCUUCAAAUUAAUUUGUCUCUUGUUGAAAAUAAUGUCAAGUUAGCUUGCGAAUUGGCAAAAAGUUACAGACAAAAAAUGAUAAAAUUGAGACAAAAAUUGAAUUCUUGUUUGCAAAGCUCAGAAGAUGUUUUGAAGAAAAGUCCUUUAGUCAUCGGUGGUAUAAAUAUAGACAUGACCAUUAAGCCGACAGCUCAACCUUCACCGGCUUCGGUUCCGAGUGAGAUUAACUUAACACUCGGCGGCGUGGGCAAAAACAUAGCAGAAGCACUUCAUUAUCUGAAAUGCAACCCAAAUUUUAUAUCAUGCGUUGGAAACGACCCAUUGGGGAAAUUAGCCCUUGAAACUAUCCCAGUAGGUCAAGAAAACAUUCUGAUAAGUGAUACCCACCCAACGUCUAUCUACUCCUUAGUUCUUCAUCCGGCAACAUCAGAAUUACUCCAUGGAUAUGCCCAAAGUCAGAUUCAUCAUCAGAUUUCGGUCGAUUUUGUGGCAAAAAACGAAGAUUUAAUCAAAUCAUCUUCCGUUGUAGUUCACGAUGGCAAUAUUUCUCCUAGUGCUUCGAGACAGAUAUUUUCGAUUUGCAAACAAAACAAAAUUUCUCUUAUUUUCGAACCAACAGAUUACGCUGGUUGCUCAAAUUUUGCCCAAGUUUUAGCAGAAAACCCAAAAGUUUGCAAAUUUAUUACUCCUAAUUUGAAAGAGUUGAUAGUGCUGAAUGAUUCAAUCGGCCAAAUCAUGUCAAAUAAAAGGAAUGAUGAAAGGUUUGGAAAAUCAACACUUCAAAAAGCGAUGCAAACUGACGAAAGAGUGACAGACGAUAACUGUUUGCAUCUCGUGGCCAAAAAUUCUGAAAAGGCUCUUAGAGUUUCGGAUUCCAUUCUGGUAUCCCUUGGACAUUUAGGAAUCAUCGUAGCUUCUGAAAACUUCUCAGAACUUGAAAUGACGCAACUAGCAGAAAGUUCACAAAACAGGCUAGAAGAAAACACGAUUGGUUUUUAUCAUUUCAAAGUGAAAAAAAUUGACGAUGCAGUUUCGUGUUCAGGCGCUGGCGAUUCUUUUGUAGCUGGCUUUGUUUCAAGUUUCUUUCAGAGAAAGAAAAAUCUGUCCGAAAGUGUGAAAUUUGGACUGCAAUGUGCUAAGGUUGCUCUUAAAACUGUAGAAGCAGUAAAUCCAGACAUCAAAAGAUUAUCUACCUGAAUUGUCGCUAUUUAGACUUUUAUGAUUUAAAAAGCAAAGUUUUUUGUUACAAAUUUAUAAGACUGAAUCCAGUGAGAA